Molecule: messenger RNA, 930 nt
Organism: Ochotona curzoniae (black-lipped pika)
Lineage: Eukaryota; Metazoa; Chordata; Mammalia; Lagomorpha; Ochotonidae
Product: vomeronasal type-1 receptor 4-like
Exons: 1
Coding region: 1-930 (309 amino acids)
Biological process (GO): G protein-coupled receptor signaling pathway
Cellular component (GO): membrane
Molecular function (GO): pheromone receptor activity
Source: RefSeq, a predicted model, not a curated record
AUGGGCGCCCGAGAUUUGCCAUUUGGGAUGUUAUUCUUAUCACAAGUCAGCAUUGGAAUGCUGGGGAAUUUCUGUCUUCUUUCCCACUACGUCCAUCUCUACUACACAGGAUGCAAGUUCAGGCCCACAGACUUGACUAUCCGACACCUGACUGUCGCCAACUGCUUAGUCAUUCUCUCUAAUGGAGUCAUUCAGACCAUGGCAGCUUUUGGGGUGAAGGACUUCCUGAGUGACAUGGGGUGCAAACUUGUGUUCUAUGUGUACAGGGUGGGCAGGGAUGUGUCCAUUAACACCACUUCCCUCCUGAGUGUGUCCCAGGCCAUCACCAUCAGUCCCAACAGCUCCAGGUGGGCAGAGCUCAAAGCCAAACUUCCCAGGUACAUUGGUCCCUGCAACAUCCUCUGCUGGAUGCUGAACCUGAUGGUUGAUGUCAUGGUACCUCUACAUAUGUAUAGGAGCAGGAACGACAAAAAUAUCACCAAGAAAACUGAUCAUGGCUCCUGUUACUCAGUGAGUAAAGGUGUAGUCACAAAAUCCCUGUAUGCAGCCUUCGUGUUCUCCCGAGACGUCUGCUCUGUGGGGCUCCUGCUGUGGUCCAGCGGCUUCAUGGUUCUCACCCUGUACAGGCACAAGCAGCAGGUGCAGCACAUCCGUAGGAGCAACACCUCCAGCAGGUGCUCCCCAGCAUCCAGAGCCACGCACAGCAUCCUGGUCCUGGUGAGCACCUUUGUGUCUUUGUGCACCGUCUCCACCAUCAUUCAUAUUUGCUUCACUGUUGUAGAAACGCCCAGUUGGUGGCUGGUGCACACCUCGGCACUCCUCACCGGGAGCUUCCCAGCUGUGAGCCCCUACAUUCUCCUGAGCCAUGACUCCAGAGUGCCCAGGCUCUGUUCUGGAUUCUCUGAAGAGAGAAGGCCUUGCUUCGAAUGA